AUGCAGUAUCCAUCCAACAUGGGUACAUGACUUACCUUCUAAGGAUUCUCUCUAGGGAUGCUAUUGAAGGAGCAGCCAGGAAUUUGAGUCAGCAGAGAAAAUGGACAAGACCUGAGUGAGCAAUGACUGAGGUCUACUUCCGAUACCGUGGAAAUCUUACUGGUCGUGCCCACCCACCCCCAACCCUGGCUACAACUGCUGAUAAGUACUCCAACUUGUACAUGUACGUGGGCUUGUUCCUCACUCUUCUGGCCAUCCUGCUCAUCCUUCUGUUCACUAUGCUCCUGCGUCUCAAGCAUGUUAUCUCUCCCAUCACCACAUCUCCAGAGAGCACCGAGAACAUCCAGCAGUUCACGGAUGUAGAAAUGCAUGCUAGGAUCCCCAGUGCUUAGGGAAGCAACUGGGCUGCAGAGAAGAUGCAUGCGGUGAGAAACUCCU
Molecule: messenger RNA, 438 nt
Organism: Elgaria multicarinata webbii
Lineage: Eukaryota; Metazoa; Chordata; Lepidosauria; Squamata; Anguidae
Gene: SERTM2
Product: serine rich and transmembrane domain containing 2
Exons: 1
Coding region: 123-392 (89 amino acids)
Cellular component (GO): intracellular membrane-bounded organelle
Source: RefSeq, a predicted model, not a curated record